This is a messenger RNA of Syzygium oleosum, 1387 nucleotides long. RefSeq lists its product as uncharacterized. Bases 1 to 840 code for a protein of 279 amino acids. The transcript has a single exon. The record is from RefSeq and is a predicted model, not a curated record. NCBI's taxonomy places the organism in Eukaryota, Viridiplantae, Streptophyta, Magnoliopsida, Myrtales, Myrtaceae.
AUGCUCGAUUUCUUCGACCGCAGGUCUCCUCUGAUCGUCAUUGAUCACUCGCCGCCGGCACCAUCGGUGGUCUCUUCGUCGUGCGUUUCUGAUGCUACCCCCACUGACGAUGAUGAGGAGGAGGAACAUCGGAGCCAGGAAGAAGUUUCAUCUCCAUGUUCCUGGCUAACCCUCCACUUGUUCCCCACUCGGACCUGCAACAACAUUCAAGAAAGCUUCUCUUUCUCGGUCUUGAACAAUCGCGGUGGCGACCCGCGUCAAGAUAUCGAUCCCGCCCCGCUUCGUGGCAACAAGCGGGAAACUCUGGAGUCGUCGACCUCUGAGGAAACCCCCAUUAUUUUUGCAGAGAGGGAGAGAUCAUCACGUAGGGUCAUCCCGAACAAGAAUGAGUGGCCUGUUCCAAGACACAAGGGAGAAGAGAAGUACUAUGCCGGCAUCUCCACGGAGUUGGUGCUCUACGAGGAUCCCUGGAAGAUCAGGAAGAAGUUAACAGAAAGCAACCUCGGGCACUUGCUGCGGCUCCUGCUUCUGCGGGGCAGCGUGAAGACCCACGUGCUCCAGUGGAUGGGCGAGGAAAUGGUGAGGUGGGUUGAGAGCAGGGACAGGAUGGAGGUCGUUGUGAGGGACGCAGACACAGGCGACGAGCACCGACUCGUGUUCCGCUACCGGGCGUCAUCGAGGAGCUACUUGCUGAACGGGGACAGGAACAAGCUGUUCGUCAAGGGACGAGCGUUGAAGGUCAGGGACGAGAUAGGGAUGUUCUGGGACACGGUCUCUCGCAAGUUCCGCUUUAUGGUCCUCCGCGAGGUUGCUCGUGGCACAAGCAAUGCGGCGGCUUGAGUUUUUAUUGGAAAGUUUUGGCAAUAAGAUCUUGCUCUUUGAUCUUGAUAUCGGUCUGUGAUCGGUGAAAGUUAAAACAAGAGCAUGAUUAGGGUUUAAGAGUUUCUCUUGUUCUUCUCACGAAGUGAUAAGUUUCUCUUUUUCGACUCAAAUGUAUACGAUUCAAAAAUUACUGUGCAGAUGCAAUUUGUUCACUCUGUCACGUUCGUUGAUUAGCUAAACGAAGAAUUAUUUCGUCAUUGCUGCAAUGCUAGAUUCUUGCGCGCCAAUUCCUCCGAACUGUAAACUUUCAUGGAAGCCUUAAAGCAUCUAAACCUUUUUCCCCCUUAAAGCACAAUCGACAAAAGUGAUCGAUGAAAGCCCCGGGUCAUUAACAUUCUGCGGAGCCAAGCUCAUGCGGACCCGACCUGUUCCGCUUGUCGCAUACCCAAUGCGGUGACGCCGCAAUGCAUGACGAUGAUCAUUCCAUAAUCUUCUCUAUCUUUUUCUUUUUGAUCAAACGACUUUAUAAAAGUUGAAGCCCAGAAGCUCUAAGAGAAAAGAGGGG